This is a messenger RNA of Amphiprion ocellaris (clown anemonefish), 5510 nucleotides long. RefSeq lists its product as uncharacterized. Gene Ontology annotation, biological process: sodium ion transmembrane transport. Gene Ontology annotation, cellular component: membrane. Lineage: Eukaryota; Metazoa; Chordata; Actinopteri; Pomacentridae. The transcript has 13 exons. The record is from RefSeq and is a predicted model, not a curated record. The coding region runs from base 365 to 2209 and encodes 614 amino acids.
UCGGCCCGCCCAGAACUCCUCCUGUCGGGAGCGCGCUGAGCUAAAGGCGGAAAGUAACGGUGUUUGUCGAGUCGAGCCUGCUAUGAGGAUGGAAAAGGCCGUCGCAGUGUCAUAUUACACAGGACGGAGUCUGAAUGGAGCGAGCUGUGCGUGUGUGAGCCGGUCACUAGAGGCGAUCCUGGAUCUUAGAGGCGCUGAUUAGCCUCCUCACGCUCACGAUAAACCAUUGAGUAACUGGGCGUCCAAGAAGUCCAUCGUGCUUCUCUCUGGGUCGUCAUUUAGCAUCAUUUAGGAUCGUUUUCAUUCAACUGCAACGAUGCAACUGGUUUAGUCUAAUUUCACCGGUUUUGUCAUUUUCGGAUGUAUGAUUGGCCGCAGAGGAGCGUCUGAUUGUGAUAAUAAAAACCGCCACUUUACGCUCAUCGCUGCUACAAUGGAGCUCGGUGCCGGACAUUCCAAGGCUCCGUGUGAAGAGAGGAAAUCUGAUCUGAAGCCUUCAGCGGCGGAUGCAGAGGCGCAGAGACCCACGUGGAGCGGGCGGCUCGAGUUCAUCCUGGCGUCCGUGGGCUACGCCGUGGGACUGGGCAACGUGUGGAGGUUCCCCUACUUGUGUUACCGCAGCGGUGGAGGUGCCUUCAUUGUCCCGUAUCUCAUCAUGGUGCUGCUGUGCGGCAUUCCUCUGCUCUUCAUGGAGUUUGCUAUUGGCCAGUAUACUCGUUUAGGGCCUGUGCAUGCUUUCGCCAAAAUCUGUCCCUUGUUAAAAGGUGUCGGUCUGGCCACAGUUGUUAUCUCCUUCAUGUUCUCCACGUACUACAAUGUGCUCAUGAGCUGGGCACUUUUUUAUUUAUUCAACUCGUUCCGAGCGACCCUCCCCUGGACGUCUUGCAACAACACUUGGAAUGAUGUCGGAAACUGUUCCAGUGGUUUCCCCGGCAACGCCACCCACCUGCAGUCUGCCAGCCAGCAGUUCUUCGAUGGCAGACUUCUGGAGAAGACCAGUGGCAUCGAAGAAGCUGGUGGUCUUCGCUGGGAGCUCUUUGGCUAUCUGUUGUUGGCCUGGGUCAUUGUUUAUUUAUGCAUAUUUAAAGGAGUCAAAUCCACUGGCAAGGUUGUGUAUUUCACCGCUGUAUUUCCAUAUUUCAUCCUGUUCGCCCUACUCAUCAAUAAUGUGCAGCUUCCCGGAGCCAAGAAUGGGAUCCUCUACUUUGUGACUCCUGUCUGGGGCAGGUUGUUUGAAGUGAAGGUUUGGGUUAAUGCAGCUGCCCAGGUGUUUAACUCCAUUGGAAUAGCAUUCGGCUCCAUGAUUUCGAUGGCCAGUUACAACAAGUUCAACAACAACAUUCUCAGGGAUGUGCUGAUUGUGUCAUUAACCAACUCAUUCACCAGCAUCCUGGCUGGCUUUGUGAUUUUCUCAGCCGUUGGCUACAUGGCUCAUAUACACAACCUCCCAGUGGAAGACAUAGCCACAGAUGGUCCUGGUUUGGUGUUUGUUGUCUACCCUGAGGUCCUCUCCACCAUGCCUGGCUUUCAGCUGUGGGCUCCACUGUUCUUCUUCAUGCUGCUGUGUCUGGGCCUGGACAGUCAGUUUGCCACAGUUGAGGUAGGUGUGACGUUCAUAAAGGACGAGUUUGGACCCAAAAUCCUGCGUUUCCUGAAGAGGGAAGAGCUGAUUGUGUUGUCUGUAUGCAUUAUCUGCUUUGCACUGGGGAUUCCACAUGUUACUAAGGGAGGCAUCUAUGUGUUUCAGUUGAUGGAUCACUACACUGCUGUGGUUUCCCUCGUCUUCCUGGCUUUCUUUGAAGUUGUGGCUGUGUGCUGGAUCUUCGGUGUCUCACGUGUCUCCUUAAUGGUCAAAAGGAUGCUUGGAAAAAAUCCGAACAUCUACUUCCGUGCCUGCUGGCUGCUGCUCUGCCCCAUGUUGGUGUUGUGCAUACUGAUCUCCAGCGUUGUUCAAUACACUCCUGCCCACUAUGGGAAGUACACAUACCCAGUGUGGGCUGAGGGGUUGGGCUGGGGCAUCUCACUGGUCUCUAUCAUGUGGAUCCCACUUGGCGCAAUUCAAGAGGUCUUUGAUAACAAAGGAUCACUUCUUCAGAGACUUAAGACAGCCAUGACGCCAACAAUAGACCUGGAUGCUGUGGAUUUUCUGCCGGAAAAACAAAACUUUGAAAACCCAGCAUCAGAAAGACUGUUCACUUCAACAGCAUGAUCAUGAUCAACACCAUGGCUGCGCUUCUACAUGCAAAACCCUGUAAUAACACACUGAAGUAUAUUUCCUCAUUCUUCUGUCUUCAUCACAACUUUAUCCAAAGAUGCACUUCAUCCCAGCAUUUGUAUAUUUCUAGUAAAAAAAAAAAACUCAAGGCACUUAAAUUGCAGUUAAUUGUCCAACUAAAGGUUAAAUUAAUGUAAUUUAUUUAUUGAUCUGAGUGAUCAGACACUCAUUCAAACCAAACACUGAAAUUAAAAUUAUUUUCUUUGUUUUCUCUAUUUUGUGAUAAAGGUCAGUGGGUUUCUGUGGUGCAACCCUGUAAUAAUAAUCCAUGUCAGAGGUAAUCUGGGGAUUAUCAUUUUGUUUUAGCUUAAAACAUCUAAAAUUGAAUACUUUAAAAGCCACAUUUCCAGAUCAAUUACAUCAAAAUGGAGUUGAAGAGGCUUUCAAAUCUCUCCAAAACACAACAGGGGCAUCCAGCCUCCUCUGGCCACAGUUUUUAUAGCAUCAGCUGGUGUCAUCUGUGUGGUCCUUAAACACACAAUCCAAUGUGCUGUUUUUUUAAUGUACUACUCAUGCAGUCCUCAUUAACUCUUAAAGUUGAGAAACAUCCAAUGAUUUCAUUGUAUUUACUAGAUAGUUUUGGCAGUGAUCACCUGUAAGAGACCAACAGAAACACUGCAGUGUGUAAAUAACAGAAGACAGGUGCAGCCUUGCCAUUGUUUGUUCUUGAUAGCGGCCCGAUGUGCUGUCAGUUACAAACCAGAACAGAAAAACAGAAUGGAAAUGGAUAUACAACACUUAGAUUCAGUUUGCCAGUUGUCCAUCUUGAGCUGAGCUGAAUUGUCUGAGUUGUCUAAACUCAGGUGUUGUAAAACUUAUUCUAGUCUGUCACUGGUAUUUACAUGUCAUUCACCGCUGGAGGUCAGCUGCUCGGGUACAAACUUAGAAAUAUCUGACUUUCAUCAGUAGGUCUGACCUCAGAGAAGGUCGACAGUCAGUUUGAUCAGGAGGAACAGGAGGAGUUCUGCACACAAAAAGGUGAACUGCAAAUAUCCAGCCUCUGAAUUGGGAUGUAGUUUGUGUUUGAUCCUGAAAAAAAGAGAGACUCAGACAGUGACUUUGUCUGAAUGUCGUUCAAAUAAUGUGGAAAACCCUGAACACAGAUAAGCAGAGGUGGUCAAAUUAAAUCAAAACUGAAAUUGAAAUUAUAGACAAAAAUGUACUGUUUUGAGACUUCAAGCUGGGUUUGUAGCACCAUUACUGCUGUCCAGAUCACCUCACAUUUAAUAGUGAGGUGAUCUGCACAGCAGGUUAAUGUUAUACUUAUGUGUGCUGAAGGUGACGCAGUGCUUUGAUUUUUAACUUAUUGCCACGGGUGGAAGAAGGAGGUAUUAUUUUAUUGUAUUAUUAUUAACAUUGAAUAACACACCUUUUAAUAAUUUUUUAAAAACAUUAUUUUAACCGCUCCCAUCCUCCUGGCAACCCUCUAAAAGACAAGCUGUAUGGCUAAUGGAUUGAUGGAUUAUUUUUAACUAUCUUGAAGCUUGUAACUCAGAAGAGUUUAGAGAUUAUAAGUGGUGCCUUUGAUCUGCUGCUACAAAGCUGAAUUGGGCUAAUGAGGAUAGAUAAUCUUCAGAAUGAGAAACAAUGAUCUGCUAAUCUGGGAGUCUCUAUUUGGUUGUGUAGCAGAUUCUAUUGACCCAAAACCUGCAUUUAAUCACUGCCCUUUUAAAAAAAAAAAAUAAAAUCUCAAACUCCUUAACAGAGAAGGAAGCUUCAAAGUUCUCUCUGGUGGAAACGUAAUUUAUUCUAGCUCAAGCUUUAACUUUAACCCUGAAAAUUGCACCGUACUGUUCAGUAGUGUUUUAAUGUUUGACCUCUUGUGUCUCGGGGUAAAGUGUAGAUUCUGUCUGACGUGCAGAAGGAAAGGUUCAGUCAGUCAGUGUGGGAACUGUAAGCUUUGGGUUCAUGUUAUUAUGCAGAUCAACUACUCCGCUGGAAAUGACCAGAGGAAAAAUGUGUCAACGGAAAAAUCACACUUUAAUGUGAGACUGUCUUUGAGGAUGUUCCCUGCAGAACAUGUUUGGCCUUUUCUGUCUUUCUAGGUAGCUCUUCAAGCAAACCUUCAGCUGGGAGGUGCCUUUUAUUCUGAAACAUGAUGAGAGUACGCUCUGAUAACAGAUGCACAAAACAUCUGAAGUUGAUGCAAGGAAUUAUUUAGCGAUGCAUGCUUUUUUUUAUAUAUAUAUAUCAAACCACCAUUUACUGCUGCUAGGAUUUGGUAUUUGCUUUCAUUCUUCUGCAAACGGCUAAAAGAAUGUGCAUCUUUUUUUGUCAUGAAAGCUAAUGUCACCUCCCUCAUGUGCCUUUCACCAUUUUUUAUGUAAUCUAGAUUUAAUUAGACAUUUAGACAUCAAGACAUUUAUUUUAAAUGUUGCACACAGCACGUGUGUUUGCAAAGAUGCCUUAUUUUACUUUUAUGUCAGCCGUUUAAAAUUGCAAGGAUGAUAUAGAAGCAUGUUUACACUACAAUAGGUAAGUGUUUGAGAUUUUUAGAAUUGGAUUUAUAAUUAACUAAAUAGAAAUUUUAAUGGGCUUUUAAUAUAGCUAUGCUUUUCAGGAUCUGUAGUCAAACAAUCAGAAGUUUGGACAUACCUUCAAUGGUUUUUAAUUAUUUUCUACAUUUUAGAUUAAUACUGAACACAUCAAAACUAUAAAAGAAUACACGUGGAAUUGUAAACAAAAAAGUGUUGAUCUUCAGUGUUAAUCCACAAUGUAGAAAAUAAUACAAAUAAAUAAAAAACAUUGAAUGAGAAGGUGUGUCCAAACUUUUGACUGGUUGUGUAUGUCAGGUUUCAUUUUAACAAAAGGCCAUUUUAUUUCACUGAUUAGUUUCAGUUUAACCUUCCUGUCUGAAAUCUUGUUGAUGUCUGAAGUCAGCUGUUGCAGUUUGUGGCUGAAUGAAAACCUGCAGACUCUCUUUGAUCCGUAAACCAUCACGGCUCAUUUGUCUUUUUAAAUAUUCUCCUGUAACAGAAGCACAUUUCGCCUUUGUCCCUCAGCGCUGUUAUGUAAUUUGUUACACUUUUAUGUUAUUGUACAUUAAGUUAGUGAUGACGCACAGAAAAUAUCCAAACCUGCUAUUUCUUUACCAAAUUUACUGUUGAUCUUUCAUAUUAAUGACUGUAUGUUUAAAUUAAUCUUAGUGUUUUGUUUCUUUUCUUUUUAUCAUAUUUCUACUAUGUGGUGAUUUGUGGUGUCUAACAUUUUGUUAAAUAAAAAGCGUUCAUUUUUA